Molecule: messenger RNA, 5322 nt
Organism: Neodiprion fabricii
Lineage: Eukaryota; Metazoa; Arthropoda; Insecta; Hymenoptera; Diprionidae
Exons: 1
Coding region: 1-5322 (1773 amino acids)
Biological process (GO): DNA integration
Molecular function (GO): nucleic acid binding
Source: RefSeq, a predicted model, not a curated record
AUGCCCGUCACGGCGAGUUCACUAAUCGCAACACAACACGAUUUGUUUGGGUAUAUCAGUCGAGCUGUCAUAAAUCUCGAGAAGCUCGAGUCGAAGAAGCGAACACCCAUACACUGUCAAACACGAAUAGAGGCUCUUGAAAACAAUUGGAAAAAAUUCCAAACAGCUCACGAACAGCUGACAACGAUCGAGCCCGAAAAAAGGGCAGAGCUUCCGUACUUCUCAGAUGAUCUCUAUGCUACAUGCGAGGAAGCAUUUCUCACUAAUAAGGCAGACAUGCUCGUGCUUAUCAAAUCUUGGAGAGGCCCGGAGCCCCUUGCUCACGACGGAGCGCCGGGGAAUGCCCUUACUUCCCGACAACUACCGCGUAUAAAUUUACCGAAAUUCUCCGGGUCGUGUAAUGAAUGGACAGAAUUUCACGAUUUAUUCCAAGUGAUGGUCGGUCAGAAUCAGGACAUUUCCAAUGUGGAAAAACUGCAGUAUUUAAAAAUGAGCCUGACAGGAGACGCGUCCUUGCUCUUAAAAAAUAUUUCCGUCGCUGGGGACAACUUUGGGCGCGCCUGGGAAACUCUUGUUAAUCGGUACCAAAAUAAACGCGUUCUGAUCGACGCCCAUCUCGCGACAUUGUUCUCGACGCGCCGUGUAAAUAACGAGUCAGCUGUCGACUUAAAGCAGCUUUUGAACGACACGAAAGACGCUCUCGGAGCGCUUAAAUCCCUCGGUAGUCCAAUUGAAUAUUGGGAUCAUAUUCUCGUGUACAUGACAGCGCGAAAACUAGACUCCGAGUCACUCAAGGCGUGGGAAAUAAACAUCGGAGCACAAACAGACCCCGCGUCAUUCGAUGACCUCGAACAAUUCCUGUUCAGCCGUGUUCGUGCUCUGGAAGCCGUCGAUCGAGUAUCGACCUCUCGUAAGGCGCAUUCUAACCCAAUCGCCAAAGCCAAUCCUCAACGCAGCGCGAAAGUACAUCAAACAAAUAUCAACCGAGCGAACGAGAACGAAUCAAAGCAGUCCACGGCCGUACCCUCAGGGCUAAAUUGUGCCUUAUGCACAAAGUCGCAUUAUAUUUCAACGUGUCCCGAGUAUCGCAACAGAACACCGGAUCAGCGGCGCGAGCUUCUCGUACAGCGAAAUUUGUGUUUCAAUUGUCUCGGGGCGCACCAAUUCAGAAACUGUCGGACAGCAAAGCGGUGUCAAGUGUGCACUGGCCCACAUCACACCACGAUACAUCGUUCGAAAGCCGUGGAGCAACGAGCUCCCGGUUUCAGCGCCACGUCGCCAUCGGAAACACCUGAGCCCAGCAAACAAACUGACGGUGCGGCGAUCCCGGGUCGCGAUGAUCAGCCUAGCACCUCCGUCUCUACAAACGUUGCACUUACAAGUACGAUCCAAUACAAACCAGUACUGCUUGCAACCGCGCUCGUGAAGGUCACCUCUCGUACUGGGGAAGAACUCAUAAUUAGAGCGUUACUCGAUCAAGCAUCGGAGGUGUCAUUCGUCACAGAAUCACUCGCCCAACGCUUAGCUUUGCCAAGAAAGAAUACCUCGCUGCCUAUACGCGGAAUCGGUGGCAAGCGCACCGUCAGUGCGCGCGGACUUGUCAAUCUCAAUAUCCAGUCUCGCGUCAAAACGUUUUCGCUUCCCGUAGAUGCAUACAUACUUGCAAAACUAACGUCUUACGUUCCCCCUUGUCGAGUACUCAAAAAUAACUGGCCUCAUCUAGAAAAUCUAGAACUUGCCGAUCCAGACUCGUCCUCAACACGAGCAAUUGAUCUUCUUCUUGGAGCAGAGGCCUAUAGCGUGAUUCUCGAGGAAGGAUUACGUAAAGGAGAUCAACAAAGCCCCAUAGCUCAGCAAACCGCCCUUGGCUGGAUCCUAUCGGGUUCAAUUCCGUCACAGGACCCCCCUCAAAAAAGGGGAUCGGCAUACGGAUUUCAAUGUUCCGUAGAUCAUGAACUCCUCAGCCUUCUUCAACGUUUCUGGCUGCAAGAAGAAACAACCUCAAAUAGCGAAACUUUACUCUCCGAAGAAGACUCGCAAUGCGAGCAGCAUUUUGUCGAGACUCACUCUCGUUCACCGGAAGGCCGGUACAUCGUACGUAUUCCUCUUAAACAACUCCCAGACAAUCCUGGGGACUCUCGGAGAUCUGCGCUCUUUGCGUUAUCGCGUCAAGAAAAACAAUUCGAGGCAGAUCCGGCAAGAAAAACCGCCUAUUCAGACUUUCUCGCGGAGUACGAGAGUCUUGGACACAUGACUCUAGUGCCUAAUCCAGACCAAGCUUCGGGACGCGUUUUUUAUCUACCGCAUCAUGCAGUGGUGCGUGAGAACAGUACAACUACGAAAAUUCGAGUCGUUUUUAAUGGAUCUGCACUUACGACACGCAAAAUCUCAAUCAACAGCUUACAGUACGCUGGGGCCAAGCUUCAGAAUGAUCUCGCAGAUGUAAUCACUCGAUGGCGUCGAUACGCGUAUGUUUUCACAGCAGACAUCGAGAAGAUGUACCGUCAAAUCGGAGUACAUCCCGACGACUGGGAUCUGCAGCGAAUUCUAUGGAGAAACAAUCCACAGGAUCCUGUAUCAACAUAUCAACUGUGCACGGUAACUUAUGGACUUAAAAGCGCCCCGUAUCUGGCCUUACGCGUACUCCGACAGCUCGCAGCUGACGAAAAAUCUCGAUUUUCCCUCGCAGUGAACAUCAUCGAACGAGAAAUCUACGUCGACGACGUUCUAUCAGGAGCCGACGACCUUGAAGGAGCAACAGAAAAGAUUCGCCAAAUCAACGAGUGCCUCGCCAGUGGCUGCUUCAACUUACAAAAAUGGACCUCAAAUUGCGAGGAAUUACUCGAAAAGAUACCGCAAGAAAAGAGGGACAUAUCGCAGCUCGUUUCCAUUGAAGAUAACAAUCCAGUGCGAGCGCUCGGGCUCCUAUGGCAUGCAAAUUCCGAUUCCUUCAAAUUCUCCUCGCCUCGUCAGCAACAACAGUCUCAACCCACUAAACGUAAUGUUCUCUCACGAGUUGCCCAGAUCUUUGACCCUCUCGGUUGGAUCGCCCCAGUUGUCGUUCGUGGAAAAAUUUUCAUUCAAGAGCUGUGGUCAGCUGGUCUAGAUUGGGACGAUCCACUUCCCAAAAUUCUUGCAACUCGCUGGAGAAUCUAUGAAGAAGAACUCAAGGAUAUUGCUCUUAUCUCGGUGCCACGUUAUUUCGGUAGUCGAGCAAACCUUGCAGCGUCGCAGUCCGUCGAACUGCACGGUUUUUCAGACGCAUCACAAAGUGCCCUGAGUGCAGUAGUUUUUCUUCGCCUGCUUACGGAAAGCAACGACAUCCGAGUAUCACUUGUUGCGGCGAAAACAAGGGUAGCCCCGUUAAAAAAAGUGACAAUUCCGCGGCUGGAACUAUCUGCAGCCGUGCUGCUAGUUCGGCUCGUCUCGCACCUUCGAAAAGUACUCGAACUCGAGAACGCCACGAUUCACCUCUGGACGGAUUCCACCGUUGCGCUGGCUUACAUCAGUGGAGAUCCGUCUCGUUGGACGGAAUAUGUCCGCAACCGCGUUAAUGAAAUUCGAGAAAUUGACCAAUCUCAAUGGCACCAUGUCUCGGGCAAGGAAAAUCCAGCCGAUUGCGCGUCAAGAGGCAUUAGCCCGCGGCAGUUACAAGAAGACAGCCUCUGGUGGAAUGGGCCCGUUUGGUUGUCGCAGCAUAUAUCAUCGUGGCCCUCAUUGCAUCCACCAGUCCAUCCAGAGGUCGCCCUUGAGCUCCGCAAAUUACACGCACACAUUGUCAACACCGACGAUCGCACCAUCAUAUGGGACCUCGUACAACGCUAUUCCAGCCUUACAAAGCUCUUACACGUUUCCGCUUGGUGUUUCCGAGCAUCUCGAAAAUUUCUACAAAGGCAGGACGCCCGCAACAGAGAGAAUCCUCUCACGCCGGUCGAACUUGAGCAUGCGCGUCUUUUUUGGGUCAAGGCGACCCAGUCAGCGCAUUUUAACGCAGAGAUACAACUUCUCUCAGAAGAAAAACAACUUCCGCGAUCCAACCGUCUUCUGCGACUGGCUCCGUUUGUCGACUCCAACGGUUUGCUGCGAGUUGGCGGCCGUCUUCACAACUCUCCAUGCAACUAUGACGAAAAGCACCCAUUAAUACUACCGCAAGAAGCUUCCCUUACUACACUUGUCAUAGACCAAGCUCAUCGAAAAACUCUCCAUGGGGGUACUCAAGUUACCCUCGUCACACUCCGAAGCCAAUACUGGGUAGUUGGAGGCCGCGUACCAGUCCGUAGCUUCAUACGACGAUGCAUUACGUGUAUACGGAAUCGCGCAAUGCUCGGGUAUCAACUGAUGGGGCAAUUACCGCCCUCGCGAUUCAGUCAAGUGUGCCCGUUCAUCAACUCCGGAGUUGAUUACGCCGGUCCGAUCUUCUUACGGACAUUUCGUGGUCGCGGUGCCAGAACGUACAAAGGAUAUAUAGUCGUCUUUGUUUGCUUCUCGACUUCCGCAAUUCAUUUAGAAAUGGCUACAGAUUACUCCUCAGAGGGAUUCAUAGCAGCAUACAAGAGGUUCACGAGCCGCCGAGGGAUUUGCGAGACCUUAACGAGUGACUGCGGGACAAACCUCAUCGGCGCAGACGCGGAAUUGCGAAGACUCUUCAAAGCAACGUCCAAAGAAUUCUCUACUAUCGCUACCUCUCUAGCAAACGAUGGAACUUUAUGGAAAUUCAACCCCCCUUCUGCCCCUCAUUUUGGGGGAAAGUGGGAAGCCGCCGUAAAAUCCGUAAAAUUUCACCUCAAAAGAGUCAUUGGCGACUCACGACUCUCGUACGAAGAGUACGCUACGUUACUCGCACAGAUAGAGGGAGUUUUGAACUCUCGCCCGCUCUGUGCACUUUCAGACGACCCAUCAGACCUUUAUGCGCUCACUCCGGGACAUUUUCUGAUCGGUUCCGCUCUUAAUGCCAUCCCGGAACCAUCUCUCGGCCAUCUUCCAGCCUCUCGGUUAUCCCGAUGGCAGUUGUUGAGACAAAUGCUGGAGCAUUUUUGGUCCCGUUGGAGUACGGAAUAUUUACAACAGAUGCAACUGCGUGCAAAAUGGCAUUACCGCACGAACGCAUUGAAAAUUAAUUCUCUCGUUCUCAUCAAGGACGAGCGAUAUCCACCAACCAAAUGGGCCCUUGGCCGAGUCGUCGAGCUGCACCCCGGAAAAGAUGGUCUUAUUCGCGUUGUGAGUGUCCGUACUCAGCAUUCGACGUAUAAACGACCAAUCGUCAAGCUAUGCCUUCUACAGAGUCCUGAUACUGACAAACCGAAGGACACUCCUGCGGACUAA